Eimeria maxima is the source of this 4950-nucleotide messenger RNA. RefSeq lists its product as hypothetical. Lineage: Eukaryota; Apicomplexa; Conoidasida; Eucoccidiorida; Eimeriidae. The transcript has a single exon. The record is from RefSeq and is a predicted model, not a curated record. The coding region runs from base 1 to 4950 and encodes 1649 amino acids.
AUGGUUCCUAAUUCAGCAGUGGGACUUGUUGUUGAUGGCAACAACACCAACAACAGCAUCAACAGCAACAACAGCAGCAACGACAACAGCAACAACAACAACAACAGCAGCAGCAACAACAGUAUUAGUAAUACUAAUACAAACAGUUGCAGCAGCAGUAAUAGUUGCAGCAGCAACUGCAGCAACAAUAACUGCAGUGGAAGACAACGUGUAGCAGCAGCAGGAACAGCAACAGCAACAGCAACAGCAACAACAACAGCAGCAGCAGCAGCGUCUCCUGUAGAUACACCUACAGAUACGCUGCUGCAACAUACAUACAUUAGGCCUUGUCCUUCUCCUGCUGCUGCCUCUUGGCUAAGGGAACCUUGUUCUGCUGCUGCUGCUGCUGCAGGCAGAUUGUCCCAGCAGCAGCAACCAAGACCCUCACCAGGAGACACACCUCUCCUAUCCGAAGCAUCACCAGAUGUUGGUCUUCUUACUGUUGGCAGCAGCAGUAGCAGCAACAGCAGCAGCAGCAGAUUCGAUCCUGUACUAGCAGCAGAUGCAGAUGGUGUACAGUCCUCUGUUAAUAACUGCAUGCAGGCAUUAAAGUUUCAGCCUCUUCCUCCUGCUGCUGUUGCUGCCUCUCCUCUACCAUCGGAGAGUUUGUUUGCUGCUGCUGCAGCUGCUGCUGCAGCAGAAGGCAAAGCUGCAGCAGCAGCUGCGGCUGCGGCUGCAUACGGAGGAGUUCUAGCGGGAGUGGGGUCAGCUCAUCCACACGGCGCAGCACCAACUACAGCAGCAGCUACGGCAGCAGCUGCUGCAGCAGCAGCACCGGCAACAGGAACUACAGAGGGAAGAGCGGGGCCACCUGUUAAGAGACACAGAGGAGAGGAAAGCUUGCUUCAUGCAGAGCUGCAGCUGCAGCAGCAGCUGGCAUUAGCAAGGAAGAGGCAGCAGCAGGAAGCAAUGGGGGAAACAGCUAUGAAUGGUACAAAUGAAUGGGUUGCUGCCAGCAACGGCAGCAACAACAGUAGCAGCAACAACAGUAGCAGCAACAGCAGUAGCAGCAACAGUAGUAGCAGCAGCAGCAGCAACAUCCCAGGGCUUCUUGUUGGUGGUACUCUGCUGCCGCAGCAAGCAGCAAGAGGCAGCAGCGGGGUGCAGCAGCCCCCGCUGCACCUACCAUCCUUCCCUAAUGAAUUGAAGGUGGGGGUGCUGCAGCACAGCAGGCUGUCUCUUGAGCAGCAGCAGCUGCUGCUGCAACAACAGCAGCAGCAAUGGGGAUAUCAGGCCGCGCAUGCACGACAGCAGCAAAGUCUGCUGCAUGGCGUGCGUCUUUCUAGGCAGCAACUACUGGCAGAAGGAGGGUGUGCAGGUGACCCUCAUCAUCAGCAGCAGCAGCAACAGCAGCAGCAGCAGCAGCUAUCUUGUGAGGAGGAGAGCGAAGGGGCACUACCUCAUGUUUAUACUGCCUAUGCAGAGCAGCUGCUGCAUGAGAUCUUAUCUGAAUCCCCGGAUGCCUCCAGUGCUGCCAACUCACCGCCGCAGCAGCAGCAGCAGCAACAGCAGCAGCAACAACAACAACAACAGCAGCAACAGCAACAACAACAGACUGUUAAGGGGGAGGCAGAACAACAGACACAGGCAACUGCUAGCGAGAACGGGGGAAACUCAUCAACAGCAACAUCUCCUCAAGUUGCAGCAACAGCAGCAGCAGCAGCAGGAGCAAACAGCGACGCCGAAACGGAAGGCAAGAGCAGCAGCAGCAGCAGCAGCAGCAGCAGCAGCAGCAGCAAACGUCGUGGUGGUGUGCAUACACGUGCAUUAACUCGUGCAUUAACAAGUUCUCCUGUGGAGGGUUGUAUGUCUGGAGGUGAAGGCAGCAGCAACAGCAGCAGCAGCAGCAACAGCAGCAACAGCAGCAGCCAGUUGCUGCAGCAGCAACUCCUACGAUGGAGCCUAGCAGCAACAGCAGCAGGGGGAGCAGAAGCACUAUGGUGCUGCUCUAAUAGAGAUCCCUUCCAGCUGCGGCAGGGGACAGCCUAUGGGGGUACAAGAGAUGCAGCAGCAGCAGCAAAGAGGCGUAAUAUGCUUACUAGACAGAUGCGUCGUCUUACAUCUGCAGCAGCAGCAGCAACAGGACCCGCGGAUACUCUUGUGUCACUAGGGCGGACUUCAGCUACAUCCACAGCUGCAGCAGCAAGUGCUGCAGCAGCAGCAGCAGCUCGAGGUGAACGUGAUGCGUAUAUGCACACACAUGGAGGAAGCAGCAGUUGCAGCAACAGCAGCUGCAGCAACAGCUGCAGCGGCAGCAGCGGCGGUGCUGCUCUUAUUGGAGCUCGCUCCUUAGGCCGCAACAGGAAGCCGCCUGCUCGGCUGCUGUGGCUAGCUAAGAAGCAGCGGUGGAGACAGCUAAGAGAAGCAGCAGCAAGAGUGCGUCUUGCUGCAGCAGACUUUGCUGCUGCUGCUCCUUUUGGUGUUGACUCCGCCUCUCAGGCAGCAGCAGCAACAGCUGCUGCUGCUGCUGCUGCUGAGGGAUGCUGCAGCGCAACUGCACCAGGUGCAUGCGGAGGCAUCAUGUCUAUAGGCAGCAAUGACCUCGAGGCAGAAGCAGCAGCAUACAGCAGCGACGACUGCAGCAACUGGAUAAGCUGGACAAGGCACAGACACCGCAGCUCAGCAGCAGCAAAGGCAGCUGCAGCAGCAGCAGCUGCUGCUGCUGCUGCAGCUGCAGCUGCUCCUCUUGGAGGAGGUGCUGCUCUUGAGGCACUGCACCUGCAAUUGCAACAGCAACAUCGGCAGCAACAUCAACACCGCGCGCAGCUGUUGCAGCAGCAGCACCAAAAGCUCCUGCUGCAACAACAGCAGCAGCAACAGCAACAGCAACAACAACGUGCACCGGCGCCAGGAGGUGCAGCGGAUGCCCCGGCACCCUGUCCUGCUGCUGCUGCUGCAGUAGCAGCAACAGCGAAAGGCUGUGCAGUAGCCGACGCUCCACCGACUCCAGCAGCAACAACCCCACCGCCAGCUGCUGCUGCUGCUGCUGCAGCAACAGCAGCAACAACGCCUGCAGCAGCAGCACUAGCAACAUUGCCACCACAUCAUGAUGCACAGAGAUUGAGGAGGCAGCUGCAGCAUCUGCAACAAAAGGAGCUGCAGCGCUUCUUGGCUUUGUCGCAGCAGCAGCCCCUGCAGAAGCAGCAACAACUUGCGGCAGCAGCUGUUGCUGCUGCUGCUGCCUCAGCUGCGGCGGCGACUCCUGGUGCUACUGCACCACAACAGCAGCAACCACAGCAGCAGCCAGCAGCUACGGCUGCUGCUGCUGCUGCUGCUGCUGCUGCUUGGCCGCAUGCAAAUGCAUUAAAACCCCCUCAGGGCAGCUACCCGUCAGGGUUUCUGCUGCAGCAGCUGCUGCAGUUCGAGUCGCAGCAGCGGCGGCAGCAGGAAGCAGGAGAUAGCAGCGCUGGUUUACCCGCACAGCAGCAGCAGCAACAACAGCAGCAACAGCUGCUGCAACGACACAGGCAGCAGUUGUUGCAGCAAAAGCUGCUUCUGCAGCAAGCCAGCUGCAGCCCGCAGCAGCUCCUCAUGCUGUCAGGCCGCGCCCAUUUGUUUGCGCAGGUGAAGGCAGCAGUUAAUGCAGCAGCAGCAAAGGCUGCUGCGGCGUCUCUGCAGCAGAGUCAGCAGCAGCAACAACAGCACAGCUUCCUGCAGCAGCAUCUUCAAGGAAUCCAGGGUCGUCUGCAGCAAACGGCCAUAGCUGCUGCUCUGCAGUCUGCAGCAACGAGAGCAGCAACAGGUGCUGCUGCAACGCAGCAACCAGCAGCAGAUCAUCCGCAGGAAGAAGUGGAGGAAGGUGCAGCAACUGCAACAGCAGAGACCUCUGCAUUUGCAGCAAACGAGGCGCAUGCAGAAGACCGCAUGCAUGAACAGCGAGAGUCGCAGCAGCAGCAGCAGCAGCAGCCACAGCAGCAGCAGCAGGAGUCUGGUAUUGUAUUGCCGAUAACCGUGAAGCCACCAGCAGCGGAAGGUUGGGCUGAGCAAAGUAUAAGGACUCCUGCGGCAGCAGCAGCCGCUGCUGCAGCAGCUGCUGCUGCUGCAGCUGCUGCUGCUGGCAUGAAGCAAGCAGAAGAGGGAGAUGCAGCAGCACAGGGUGAGCAGCGCCGCUGCAUAUCAACAGCAACAACUUCUAGUGCAGCAGAUAAUACAGAAGAAGGCAGAGGCAGCGAUCUGCUGCUGCUGCGGCAGCAACCAGAGCAUCUGCUGCUGAAUAAACCCUCUUCUAGUGAACAAGAGAUGCAGGAGAAACAGUUGCAUGCGCAAGAGGAGCAAGAGCAGCAGCAGCAGCAGCACGAACCGCAGCUGCAGCAGGAAGAACCCCAGCUGCAGCAGCAUGAACCACAACUGCAGCAGCACGAACCCCAACUGCAGCAGCAGCACGAACCCCAGCAACAGCUGCACGAACAGCAGCAGCUGCUGCUCGAACAGCAGCAGCAGGCCCCACAGGGGCAGCAGGAGGAACCCCAACAGGAGGGACCCCCAACGCAGCAGCAGGGAGAACCCCAACUGCAGCAGGAAGACCAGCAGCAGGAGGAGGAGGAGCAGCAGCAGGAACCGCAACGUGAGGAACAGCAGCAGCAGGGACAGCAGGAGGAGGGACAGCAGCAGGAGGAACAGCAACAGCAGGAUCAGCAGCAUCAGGGACAACCGCAAGAGGGACAACAGGAACAGCAGCAGCAAGAACAGCAACAGCAGCAGCAACAGCAGGAGCAGCAGCAGCAGGGUGUGCUGCCAGGUGCUGCAGCAAUAGCAAACAGUUGUUAUAACGGCUGCACUUUAUCUGGCCUUGUUAAGGGAGGAACAUCUGAUGAUUUGCUGCUGCGGUCUGCUGCUGCUCUUGGUGCACCACCAGAGGGAUAUUGCUGCAGAGGAGAGCAGCAGAUGCCGCAUGCAGCAACCUCAGCUUGA